GAAAGUAUCAGAGUGAGGUUGUACAGCGUGGAUAUGAGGCGUAAGUUUCUACACACCAUAUGCUGUAUAUUGGGAUGUAUUGAAAUAUACGAAGCGUGUCACGUAGCUGAACACAACACAAGGAAAAGACGUCAAAUUAUCAGCAGUUCUGAUAGUCAGAUCGAAAUAACAAGAGAUGUUCGAGCUUACUUCUCAAGAUGCUUACGAGACAAGGUAGGAGAUGUAUGGGAUUGGAACAGCGUUGUAGACGUGUCAAUACUUGAUACGCAGUGGUACGAAAACUCUGAUCAGUCAAACUGCAGCCGCGCCGCUGAUCGAGACACUGCACCAUGUUGGAAAGCAAGAGUGAACGUUUAUCUUCGUAAUAGUUCCAACUUAAUUCCACCUAUAGAAGAAUGUAUUGAUAUGUUUACUACUGACACCAGUAAUGGACGAAGAUUUUAUUUAUUUCCUGCUACAAGCUCCAACAGCAUUGCUGAAAACGGAAUUUGCUCAAAUGUAAAUCCAAGCCAAGCUCAAUAUUUCCCCAACUCGGCCACCAUAAGACAAUACACAUCAUGCAACACUCAAAGAACCACAACACCCCGGGGUCGCAUCCCCCUGCAUUAUCCUUCGGUGUUUCAAUUCUUUGAAGCACACACAACUUGCGGGGUCGAAUUCGUUCACUGCAGCAAUCAACAGACAGAAACUUUAUCAUUGGGCGAUCCUACAGUAUCAAGGUGGCCAUAUAGAAUGGAAGCUUUACUAAAACCAGAUACUUCCACGCUAGACUCAGUUGUUUCUUGCAACCAAAUAGUUUUUCCUUUAGCAGACACAGCGGCGGCAUGGACUUCGUGGACAGAUUGCGGCGUGACCUGCGGCGGUGGUACAAGCACAAGGAGUCGGGAAUGCCCGAGUACUGUAACAGACUGUAUAAGCGAAGAAACACGAAAUUGUAACACUAAGCCAUGCCCGGGUUGCAGCUUAUCCACGGCCUCCCGGUCACGAUGUGGGGCGAUUGGAAUCGGAAAAAGUGCAUGCGUUGCUUUGGGUUGCUGCUUUGACAGAAACUCAUGCUACAGAGCAGCAUCCACAACAAACAUAUUUGACGGCACCUUUCAACCCACUGUACGCCCAAACCAAAAUGUUGGGGGUGAAACUGGCUCACCUGGCUCAAACUUUAAUCUGAUAUGCGAUUCACGAUUCUCUGCAUUACCAUGCACAAAGAACAUUGUUACAAAUGGUGGUGUUUGCCAGAUGCUUGCUUGCUGUUGGGAGCCUUCUCUUAGAGUUUGUUAUCGGGCUCGAUUUCAAAUUAUCCGAAUACGAGAUGAUUGCCCAGCAGGAUCUACAAACCCACCCACAUGCAGAGGUAUGGGUAAAUGUUAAACAUUUAUCCCUGUGUGGCAGGGCAACUUUAAUAAUCCUAUAUCAUACUUAAAAUACUAAUGUCCUAUUUUAUAGCUAAAGUACUGAUGUCUUAUUUGAUACUUUAUACCAGCGGUUCCCAACCUGUGGGUCGCGACCCCAACUGGGGUCGCCUGACAAUUUGCCUGGGGUCACCUGAGGCCUUCUGAGAAGUUUAGAAUUUCAUUAGUUUAGAAAUUUAGAAAGUUAACUCUUAACAAUGGGCAGCUCACCACAGAGCGCAUUGCGAUUUUACUAGAGUACUAGACAAACCAGAAUACCCUGGGCCUCAUUACAGGAUUUUCGUUUAAUAAUGGCAAAUAUGCUCGGAAAGUAAGAUUUUAACGGCAGUUUAGCGGCCAUGAAAAAUUACAGGAUUUACU
Ciona intestinalis (vase tunicate) is the source of this 1769-nucleotide messenger RNA. The record is from RefSeq and is a predicted model, not a curated record. NCBI's taxonomy places the organism in Eukaryota, Metazoa, Chordata, Ascidiacea, Phlebobranchia, Cionidae.